Toxorhynchites rutilus septentrionalis is the source of this 1211-nucleotide messenger RNA. Its product is annotated as putative nuclease HARBI1. The coding region runs from base 249 to 1199 and encodes 316 amino acids. NCBI's taxonomy places the organism in Eukaryota, Metazoa, Arthropoda, Insecta, Diptera, Culicidae. The transcript is spliced from 4 exons. The record is from RefSeq and is a predicted model, not a curated record.
CUAUUCUGUAUUCCGACGGAUUUCUAUUUCGUUCGAAAGUGAUAUUUCGAUCGUUUUCGAAUUUACCAUUCCCUAUUCCAAUCGUUUUGCUCGUUUCGAACGAAAGUGUUAGAAAAUUUCGAAUAUGCAUCGAUCUGUCAAAAACCGAUAAACAAAAAGAAACACCGUAUUAAAUAGCGGCGAGUGCGAGUUGAAUUUCAGUUAAUUUUUGAUCCUAAGAGAAAUUUGUGAGAAAAUUUUCUCGUUCAAUGGAUUCCGUUUUGUUACCGAAUUUGGCGGAGCAAGAAGAAAUUGGAAUGCCUUGCUACCAUCGGCGAAACCACCGAAAAUCAACCGACUUCAUGAAACUUUCUGAUGAAGCAUUCAUCAAAAGUUUUCGUCUAAGUAAGGAAGCUUUUCGGUACGUUUUAGAGGAAAUUGAGAACUGCCUUACCACAAGGAAAGGUGGUCUAUCCACGGAGGUGAAACUCGCAGCAUGUUUGCGAUUCUUUGCUGAAGGAAAUUAUCAACAUGGAGCAGGGCAAGAUUGUCACAUUGCCAUAGCACAGCCCACAUUUUCCAAGGUGCUGACUGAAAUGCUUAACAUUCUGGAGCGGACACUGUGUAAGAAAUGGAUUUCCCUAAAUAUGACGGAAGACGAACAGCGGCGUGCUAAACUACACUUCUAUCAGAAAACAUCAAUUCCGGGUGUUAUUAUGUGUUUGGAUGGAACCCACGUAAAAAUUAUUCCACCUAAGCUGAAUCGAAAUUUGUUUUUUAAUCGGAAGGGAUUUUAUAGUCUCAACGUUCUGAUUGUUUGUGACGAUCAGCAAAGGAUUCGUUUCGUUGAUCCUACCUUCCAGGGAUCUAAUCAUGACUCUCAUAUAUGGCGUGUAAGCCCUGCAAGAACUCACUUUGAGCAGCUUCACCAAAAUGGUGAAGUUAAUACUAAGAUUCUAGGUGAUGCUGGUUAUCCAUCGGAACCUUGGUUAGUUACCCCAUUCAGAGCAGCGGAGGAAGGGAGUUUGGAGAGCGAUUUUAAUCGCAGGCAUGCCUUGGGUCGUGCUAUCGUCGAGCGGACAAUCGGUUUACUAAAAAAUCGGUUUAGAUGCAUCCUUGGCGCGAGACAACUUCACUACAAUCCUACUAAAUGCGCUCAAAUUAUAAAUGUAUGCUGUGCACUUCACAAUAUAUGCUUAGAAUUUAGUCGUUCUCAGUAGUUAUAAUAUGUU